Messenger RNA from Medioppia subpectinata, 834 nucleotides. Lineage: Eukaryota; Metazoa; Arthropoda; Arachnida; Sarcoptiformes; Oppiidae. The record is from the annotation of a GenBank genome assembly.
AUGGCCCUCCGCUCGUUUAGAGCUGAAUUGUGGGCCAAAAACUGUCCCCAAUUAACAUCGCUGUCACUCGAGCUCAUGAAUCACAUCCAAAUGGCAUCACAACCAGUAUUGUUAAACAUUGAAUCGCUAAUCUCAGAAUGUUUUAGGUUUUUGCCCAAAUGUGUAAUUUGUGAAAACGAUGAGUUGGCAACACUUCCCGAACCCAUAGACUUGGGAUCAUUAGAGUCACUGAAGGCAAUGAAACAAUUGACUUCAAUGAAGAUUGUAUACAAAAAUUUGAAUAAUAAUUGCCUACAAGACAUUCACGAAUAUUGUCCACAACUCAAUCGUUUAGUAUUGAAAACACAACAAAAGUUAUCAAACAAAGCGUUGAAUUCCUUAUCCAAACUAAAAGUCAUAAAAGUGGUAGAAAUAUAUUCAACGCCUUAUGAUAUGACAGACAUAUCGGACACCGGGAUCUGUGAUCUCAUAGACAACUGUCCAGAUCUACGGGUAUUAACACUGAAAUGCGGGACAACUGUUACCGACACCACAUUUGAUGCCCUUAAGAGUCGGGUCAACCGAUGGCCGCACAGACUGUUUGUAUUUGGUUACUGUUGGCAACGGACUGAAGGGCAAAGUUCCCAAUUGGGUCAAGAGUCAGACCAUUUGUCGAAAGCUGAAAUAAUUUGGCCACAAUUGCAAUCACUGCCCAAUAAUUUAAUAAUUUAUAACCGCGAAUACUUUACCGGUCGGUGUGGCACUAUGAGCCAGUUUGAACAAAAUCGUUAUUAUGAUCAGUUUACUACCAAUAAAUGGCGGGAUGAAAAUGAUCAAGGAGAAUUAAAAAUGUAA